Messenger RNA from Clupea harengus (Atlantic herring), 3396 nucleotides. RefSeq names its product caseinolytic mitochondrial matrix peptidase chaperone subunit Xb (gene clpxb). Lineage: Eukaryota; Metazoa; Chordata; Actinopteri; Clupeiformes; Clupeidae. Gene Ontology annotation, molecular function: ATP hydrolysis activity; zinc ion binding; ATP-dependent protein folding chaperone. The record is from RefSeq and is a predicted model, not a curated record. Gene Ontology annotation, cellular component: mitochondrial matrix. Gene Ontology annotation, biological process: protein folding.
GAACCAUGUGAUGCAAACAGUCAUCCAGGGACCUGCCUACGCAACUUAAAACUAGACGCUUUGAUAACUAGCCUUGGGUCUAGGGUUUGGCUGACAUAGCAUUCACAACAGCAGAGGUUACAUCACAAAAUUCGGCCAUUGACAGUGAGGUGACAGAGACUGAGAGACCCAUGCGAUCCGCAUACUUUGACAUUGGCAUGACAUUUUUUGUCUGUGGUUCUAUCCGUGAUAUCCACACAGUGACUCGACGAAAUAAUCUAGCUACUUGCUAGCUAGCGACCUACGCUAUAUACUUAACUGGUCCUAUCUCGGGCAAACCAGUAAGUGACGUAAGUUUGUGAAACUACUCAGGCCGAUCUUCAUUAUCAAGACCUUGACAUAAAUAUGUCCUGCUGCACAUGCACGUCUGCGGCGAGGGUUCUUUUUAAUACAGCACAGAAAGCUGGAUUGUCCAGUUCACGGGUUCAGCUGUUUGCAUUAUGCAGACCAGCAUCUCGUGAGACCCACCUGCCUCCCUCGGUGCGCGUCCGGUCAUUCUCUGAAGCUGUGGUGUGUUUCGCCUCAAAAGAAGGGACCCCUAAGGAUAGCUCAAGUGAUGGAGCAAAGAAAAGUAUGGCUGAAGGGGGUGGGAAACGGACCGGUUCAGGUGGCUCUGGCAAGGGAGGUAGUCAGCUCAGGUGCCCAAAGUGUGGAGAUCCCUGCACUCAUGUGGAGACCUUUGUCUCUUCAACACGGUUUGUGAAAUGUGAAAAAUGUCACCACUUUUUUGUGGUACUGUCAGAGACGGACUCUAAAAAAGGUCUGAAUAAGGAGGCUGAAUCUGCUGCUGAAGCUGUUAAAAUGGCCUUUGCACAGAAGCCACCUCCUCCCCCUAAAAAGAUCUAUACCUACCUCGAUAAGUAUGUUGUUGGCCAAUCCUAUGCCAAGAAGGUCUUGGCAGUAGCUGUGUAUAACCAUUACAAGAGGAUCUACAACAAUAUCCCCGCCGGAGGCCGGCAGCAGGUGGAGGUGGAGAAGCAGACCUCCCUCACGCCACGGGAACUAGAGAUCAGAAGACGGGAGGAUGAAUACAGAUUCACAAAGCUGCUUCAAAUAGCUGGUAUCAGUCCCCAUGGCAACGCUCUGGGUGCCUCUGUGCAGCAGCAGGCCACCCAGCAGACCCUUCAGGAGAAGCGGGGCGGAGAGGUCCUAGACUCCAGCCAGAGCGACAUCAAGCUGGAGAAGAGCAACAUCGUGCUGCUCGGCCCCACUGGAUCAGGGAAAACUCUAUUGGCGCAGACCUUGGCGAAAUGCCUGGAUGUACCCUUUGCCAUAUGUGACUGCACCACGCUGACUCAGGCCGGCUACGUGGGCGAAGACAUCGAGUCGGUCAUCGCCAAACUGCUGCAGGAUGCCAACUACUCCGUGGAGAAAGCCCAGCAAGGCAUCGUAUUCUUGGAUGAGGUGGACAAGAUUGGCAGUGUCCCUGGCAUCCAUCAGCUGAGAGAUGUGGGGGGAGAGGGAGUGCAGCAGGGUUUAUUAAAACUCCUGGAGGGUACAAUCGUAAACGUCCCGGAGAAGAACUCUAGGAAGUUGAGGGGGGAGACGGUGCAGGUGGACACCACCAACAUUCUGUUUGUGGCGUCUGGGGCCUUCAAUGGCCUGGACAGGAUCAUCAGCAGAAGGAAGAACGAGAAGUACCUGGGAUUUGGAACACCGUCUAACCUGGGCAAGGGGCGGCGGGCCGCGGCGCAAGCGGACUUGGCCAACACCACCGGCGGCGGGGACAACGAUGCCGUGGCGGAGAUGGAGGAGAAGGACCGACUGCUGAGGCACGUGGAGGCCCGGGAUCUCAUUGAGUUCGGUAUGAUCCCAGAGUUUGUGGGGCGUCUGCCUGUGGUGGUUCCCCUGCACAGCCUGGACGAGGACACGCUGGUGUGCAUCCUCACGGAGCCCCGCAACGCCGUGGUGCCCCAGUACCAGGCCCUGUUCAGCAUGGAUAAGUGUGAUCUGAACGUAACUCCAGAUGCGCUAAGAGCCAUAGCACGCCUGGCUCUGGAGAGGAAGACGGGAGCCCGCGGGCUCAGAUCCAUCAUGGAGAAGCUUCUGCUUGAGCCCAUGUUUGAGGUGCCCCAUUCAGACAUAGUUGCCGUGGAGCUAAACAAAGAAGUCGUUCAAGGCAAGAUGGAGCCCCUGUACAUCAGAGCGCCCGCCAAGGAGACGACGGAGGAGGAGUACGACUCCGGGGUGGAGGAGGACAGCUGGCUCAGACAGGCUGAUGCUGCCAAAAACUGAUGGUCCACCCCGUCGGUGAAUUCAAGAAUUUACAAAAAUUAAAACAAUGUUGUAGUACACUGUCAUGGAGAUUGCCAUCUGGAUGCCUUCCUGAUGUGGUCCUGGUGUGGUCCUGGUGUGGUCCUUGCAGGUAGACUGAGGGAGAUGUUAGGUAAUGCGAGAGACCUUGUCUUUGAGUAAUCACGAAACAACCCUCCGUUUCUCCUCAUCUCCUUUGCUCCCCACCUAUCGGAUGUUUGGACUCGUUAGGAAAAGGAUGCACGUCGACUAUAUUCUGUUCAAUCUUUGGGGAUUGUUAACAAUUUUUUAUCUGUGUAAAGAUAAUUUUCUUUGUUUGUGGGUAUUUUGUUCCUUUCCUCUUGUGUGUUUUGCGACAACAGUAAAGGAAAGAAUUGCCCUGAAUGGGAUCAUUUGAUACACUUGAAGGCAUAGGGUAGGAAAGGAAUGAUUGCAUUUUAGUAUUUCAUGUUAGAUAAUACAUACUACUACCAUGUCCCUAUUUACUGGGGCAUACUAUUCCAGAAACACAUAUAAGCUGUGAUGUUAUUCUUCCCAAAAUGUUUGUUUUAAAUGGUACAUGGAAUCGAAUGCUGUUCUGCCCAGUAGAGAUGCUACAGAGCAGGCUAUCUUUAUACAUAAAGAACAUAUCACACGAAAACCAGCAAGGGGGAAAAAAAAUGACAGUGACCUUUUUUGGAAAUGGUUAAGAAAGUAUUGUUUCCGUUUGAACUUUCUCAUCCUGAGUCUCUCUUCCACUCACACCAUCCUGCUGAAGGCUGAGGAGUGGCAGGAGCAGGAGUGGGGUGUGUGAGGUGGGAGCUACACUAGGCUGUGUUCAUGAUCCCCCUCACCAUUCAUUCACACUGUGUCUCAGAAUAGCUUUUAACAGUCUUUGUCAUCCAAAAAAAAAACACCUUACCAUUUCUGUGAUUUAAAAGUGCAGUACAUGAGAUUCAUUUUCUCUCGGUUCUUUUUUUGAUUCUUUUAGUUGUUCAGGAUCCUGCUGCUCUUUAUUUCUCCCUCAGAGGUCAACACAACAGCCUAUAUGCCCUUAAGUUUGAAAACGCAAAGAAUUUAUAGAUAUGAUUGUUUAAAUACGUAAAUAAAAUGUAUAUCUGUAAA